AGAUAGCAAUUUUUUUGAGCUUUGAGCAAUUUGAAAAAGUCGGUUGAAUUCGUUGCUAAUUAUUGCACUGUAAUUGCAUUAUAAAUCGCUAAUUUGUAAAUUGUAUUGCAUUUUGGGUGUAUCUGAAAAACUCGUGAUAUUCUGCUCUGGUUUAUCUUAAGUUAACCUUGAAUACAGUUAAAAUAAUCAAGGUUUUUCCGAUUAACAGCAAACCCCGUAUGCGUGGUAAUCCGAAGUUUAUUUAAAAACGUCUGCCAAAUCAAGCAAAAUUCCGCCCUACACGAUGGACGACUUCGUCAAAAUUGAAAAAAUUGGGGAAGGGACGUAUGGAGUGGUGUACAAGGGUAAAAACAAACAAACUGGGCAGUUUGUUGCCAUGAAAAAAAUCAGGUUGGAUUCUGAAGACGAAGGAAUACCGUCAACUGCUAUACGCGAGAUCUCAUUGCUGAAAGAAUUGGAUCACCCAAACAUUGUAAAAUUAGAAGAUGUGUUGAUGGAAGAGGCUCGUCUUUACCUCAUUUUUGAAUUCCUUUCUAUGGAUUUGAAGAAAUACAUGGACUCUCUUGGUUCAGGCAAGUUCAUGGAGCCCAGCUUAGUGAAGAGCUACCUGUAUCAGAUUAACAGCGCCAUCUUGUACUGCCACAAGCGCCGCAUCCUGCACCGCGACUUGAAACCACAGAACUUACUCAUUGAUAAGUCUUCUGGAAUUAUUAAGGUGGCAGACUUUGGCCUUGGCCGUGCAUUUGGUGUGCCAGUGAGGGUCUACACCCAUGAAGUGGUUACACUUUGGUAUCGGGCCCCAGAAGUCCUUCUAGGGAGUCAACGCUACUCCUGUCCAGUUGACAUCUGGGCGAUUGGGUGCAUAUUCGCUGAGAUGUCUUCUAAGAAGCCACUAUUCCAAGGAGAUUCAGAAAUUGAUCAACUGUUUCGCAUAUUCAGGAUGCUGAGAACCCCUACUGAAGAGAUCUGGCCGGGAGUCUCCUCUCUUCCCGACUACAAGCCCACAUUCCCUAACUGGACCACUUUAAAUUUGCAUAAUCAUGUGCAAAAUCUGGAAGAGAGGGGCGUGGACCUUCUGCAGAAGAUGCUGGUGUACGACCCCAUGUGCCGCAUCAGCGCGCGCGACGUGCCCCAGCACGGUUACUUCGCCGACGUCAAGCUGCCGCCCGGCCUCGGCUCGCACUCGCACUGACUGCGAUGAGGCGCCCACCGUGCCAAGACUGCCUCGUGCUGUGCCCUUACAACCAAUGCUAGUUACAACUAAAAUGAUCAUACUUUCCGAGUGUAGUGUGCUGUUAUUGUGUUAUGUGUCCACCGCAGUGCUGUGGUCGAGACGCCUCGUCGACACUUUGGGUAGUCAGCUUCACACUGUGCCAAGACUGCCUUACACUGUGAAGGCUGUCUCACACUGUGUAAAAGCUGUCUCACACUGUGUAAAGGCUGUCUCACACUGAUAAGGCUGUCUCACACUGUAACACUGUGCCAAAACUGCUUUAAGGUCACUGCAUACGUAACGUGUUUAUCUCGUCCCGGACGGGACGGGAGGGUUUCUCAAACUACUAUUAGAUAACUAGAAAACGAAAAGGACGGGACGUUCCAGUUGUCCAAUAGUAGUACAAAAAAUCCUCCCAUCCCGUCCGGGACGAGAAAAAUCACGUUACGUAUGCAGUUACCUUUACACUGUGCCACACACUGUGAUAAGGCUGUCUCACACUGUGCCAAGACUGCCCCACACUGUGCCCUUAUAACUAAUGCUAGUUCCAAAAAAAUACUUCAAAAAAUUAUUAGAUCUCAGCUCAUAUCUUACAAAGAGUGCAGUGUAGUGUGUUUGAGAAAUAAAAGCGUGCAGGUUAAUUACAAAGACAAAACUACCUCAUUUCACACUAUGUCAAGACUGCUACACACUGUGCUUUUACGACUCAGGCUCAAAGUAGCGCGAGUCCUUUGAGUCUCCAUAUGUUUUCACUAUUAUAAUACUAGUUUCAACCAUAUUUAAGUAAAUAAAACUGAAUGUUAUUAUUAAAAAGUUUUCAACAACCUGACUGCAGAUUGCACUGCAUCAGAUCUGGUAUUUAUAAAAGUGAAACAAGGAUGGCUCUUUUUAAAUAAAUUAUAAUUGAAUAAUUUUAUCAUAAUAUGUGUACUCUGUCAUUUUAAAAAUCUUUCACCAUAUGCGAACAAAGGAAAAAAUAAUGGUCAUUUUGUAUGGCACUUUGGUUUGUAUCUUCCAGUGUCCUUGAUGUUCAUUUUGGUGAUAAAAUAAUUAUUGAUUAUUUUAAUUAAUUAAUGUGUAAAAUAAAAUGUGAUCUUAAUCAAUUGAGACAUUUUUACCCGACUGCAGCAAAGCCAAAAGGAAGGGUUAUGAUUUUAACAGUCUAUGUUUGUGUGUAUCCAGAGUCUGUGUGUUCCACCGUAGCGCCUAAACUACUGGGUCGAUUUUGGUGAAUGAUGUGUCAAUUGAUUCGUCGCAAAGGUCCGGGCGACAGGCUAUAUUUUACAC
Messenger RNA from Maniola jurtina (meadow brown), 2500 nucleotides. RefSeq names its product cyclin-dependent kinase 1 (gene Cdk1). Bases 284 to 1192 code for a protein of 302 amino acids. Gene Ontology annotation, biological process: protein phosphorylation; mitotic G2 DNA damage checkpoint signaling; G2/M transition of mitotic cell cycle. The record is from RefSeq and is a predicted model, not a curated record. NCBI's taxonomy places the organism in Eukaryota, Metazoa, Arthropoda, Insecta, Lepidoptera, Nymphalidae. Gene Ontology annotation, molecular function: cyclin-dependent protein serine/threonine kinase activity; RNA polymerase II CTD heptapeptide repeat kinase activity; ATP binding. The transcript is spliced from 7 exons. Gene Ontology annotation, cellular component: nucleus.